UUGGCGCAGAGUUGAGUUUACUGGGGCGCGACGGGUUUCGUUAAAGGGCCCCAGGAGCCGGUGGGAGCUGUAGGGGUAACCAGGAAGGGCUCUAGACGCUGUGGGCGCCGCGGUGUUCGGGAGUCCCCCUACCAGGGAGCGUGCCCCCCUUUGCCGGGCUCCUGGUGCUCUCCGGCCGCCGGCCCGCUCCCGGAAGCCGUGGCAGCUGAUAACAAAGAGCCUGCCAGGCCGCCGCUGCCCGGGCUGCGGAACCCAGGAGCCAGCGCAACUGCUGGGGUUGAGCGCAAGUCGGGCCAUGAGUCCAGGUUCGCGGCGGUGAGGGGCGGCAGCCGGCGGCUGAGGCUCUGGUGUGGGCCGAGAGGCUAGUGCCUCCUUCCUCGCCGCCCGCGGGAGCCGGGGUGCAGGUGCCUCUCCUCUCCCACACGGGAGAGCGGCUUCACGACCUUUCCCCGGCGGCGCCUGGCCUUCAGCUGCAGGAGAUCGAAGCUCAGCCCCGGCUGCCAAACCCUGGAUUUCUCUGCAGGACUCAGAGAGCACCGGGCUCUUCCCCCUAGGUGUCCUGAAGCUUUGUGUGAAGAAGCUGAGGAAACCCGACGGUUUUUGCUUUUAACAAAAAGUUUUUAUAAGUGUGCAUUUUUUGAAGUUUUUGCAGAUUUUGAAGUACUCUCUACCUCUUUGCGUCCUUUUUCUUGCCCCUGGAGUCUUUCCUUCUCAGCUAUAAACAUUUCUACUAUUGAAGCAGACCAGGGAUGAACGUUUUGUAACUGAAAGUGUAACUGUUAAAACCACGUUGAGACAGUAGUCAAGAUGGACAAAAAGUCCUUUGAAACGGUGUUGGAUGAAAUUAGAAAGGCUGUUCUGACAGAGUACAAAUUAAAAGCAAUUGAGUAUGUGCAUGGAUAUUUCUCUAGUGAACAGGUGGUUGAUUUACUGAGAUACUUCUCCUGGGCUGAGCCUCAGUUAAAGGCAAUGAAAGCAUUACAGCAUAAAAUGGUGGCUGUUCACCCAGCAGAAGUGGUCAAUAUACUCAAUUGUUUCACCUUCAGUAAAGACAAGCUAGUUGCUCUUGAACUGUUAGCUUCGUGA
Leptonychotes weddellii (Weddell seal) is the source of this 1086-nucleotide messenger RNA. The record is from RefSeq and is a predicted model, not a curated record. NCBI's taxonomy places the organism in Eukaryota, Metazoa, Chordata, Mammalia, Carnivora, Phocidae.